This is a messenger RNA of Coregonus clupeaformis (lake whitefish), 3229 nucleotides long. RefSeq names its product integral membrane protein DGCR2/IDD-like. The record is from RefSeq and is a predicted model, not a curated record. NCBI's taxonomy places the organism in Eukaryota, Metazoa, Chordata, Actinopteri, Salmoniformes, Salmonidae. Gene Ontology annotation, cellular component: membrane. Gene Ontology annotation, molecular function: protein binding.
CCAACUCGCAAUCUGAUAGGCUGUGUGGGGUAUUUUGGAUUGUUGUGACUGAGGAAUGGAGCCAUCUUGUUUUAUUUCUGUUCUGGAAUACAUUUGGACAGGCCGAACGAAAAUAAGGGCAUUCGAAUAAUGAUGUAGCUAGUUAGCGCGCUUGCUAACAAUAUUGCAUAUAUUUGUAUGUUUAGUUUACUACUUCUACCGCUCUUUGAAUGGCUAGCAACUAUCUUUGGUGCUUAUAGGGUCGAAGCCAACGCGUUGGUUCAGGUCUAGGUUUAUUUUAUUUCUGAGUAGAGGAGUUACUAUGAAUGGAGGAUAAAUGUUGCCAAAGGCUGACAGCAGCAGUUACGUCCUCCUCUCUCUCCUCUUCGUCCUCACAUUAACAGACCCACCACGGGCAGGUCCAAGGCUAGCUCUGGCAAGAUUAUUGUCAGAACUGCGCUGCAGCCCUGGACAGUUUGCCUGCCGCAGUGGGAAGAUGCAAUGCAUCCCGAUGUCCUGGCAGUGUGACGGCUGGACGGCUUGUGAGGACAAGAGCGAUGAGUUGGACUGCCCCCCCAUGAAGGAGGAGACAUUACACUUUGCCAAUGGGUUUGGUAACGAGUUUGACCAAGUGGAAGACGUCAUCGGUGUGGCCCAGCCUGUGCGCUUUAACAAGAAGUGCCCUAGUGGGUGGCAUCACUACGAGAAGACAGCCAGCUGCUACAAAGUGUACCUGAGGAAUGAGAACUACUGGCAGGCUGUGGACACCUGUCAGAAAGUCAAUGGCUCGUUGGCGACCUUCGUCACCAACGAGGAACUGCAGUUCAUCCUCAAGAUUGAGGUGGAUUUCGACGAGGAAGUGUGCGAGCGCAGAGACCAGUGCAAGUUCUGGGUGGGUUACCAGUAUGUAAUCACCAAUCAGAACCAUUCACUGGAGGGCCAUUGGGAAGUGUCAUAUAAAGGGUCGAUGCAGGUGUUCUUGCCGCCAGAGGGCCUGACUAAUUUCGGAGAGGCAUCUCCGACCCAGGACAAUGUCUUCUGUGCCCAGCUGCAGCGCUUCCAGAUCAAGAGUAUGAACGAGCGCGGCCUUCACAGCUGGCACGCCGAGAACUGCUACAAGAAGUUCCCCUUUCUGUGCAAGAGUAGGCAGACAUGUGUGGACAUAAAGGACCAGGUGGUGACCGAGGGGUACUACUUCACCCCUAAGGGAGAAGACCCGUGCCUGAGCUGCACAUGUCACGAAGGCGAGCCAGAGAUGUGUGUGGCUGCGCUGUGUAAUCGGCCGGAGGGCUGCAAGAACUUCGGCAAGGACCCCAAGGAGUGCUGCAAGUUCACCUGCCUGGACCGAGAAGGCAGCAGCCUGUUUGACUCCAUGGCCAGUGGGAUGCGUCUGAUCGUUAGCUGUAUCUCCUCCUUCCUCAUCCUCUCUCUGCUGCUCUUCAUGGUGCACAGGCUCCGGCAGCGCAGACGCGAGCGCAUCGAAACACUCAUUGGAGUGCACCAUUUCAACCUUGGGCGGCGAGUCCCAGGCUUUGACUAUGGCCCGGACGCUUUUGGCACUGGCCUCACUCCCCUGCACCUCUCUGAUGAUGGAGAGAGAGGCGCAUUUCAUUUCCAGGAACCUCCCCCUCCCUACGCUGCCUACAAAUACCCUGACAUCCAGCACCCAGACGACCCCCCUCCUCCCUACGACGCCUCCAUCAACCCAGACAGUAUCCUCUAUGUGGACCUCGCACGCCAUGGUGUUCAGAUGAUCCCUAGUCAGAUGAGGGACGUGGUAGAUGCCAUGACAGAUGCCCCAGCGCCACAUGUCCCCGAGCCAGACCCCGUGCCAAUGUCCCCCCAGGAACGGGAGGACUCCAUCGACAGCAGCACCCUCCUGGUGGGGCCCGCCACGCCUGACUCCAUGCCUGUAGACUGCAGCAGCAGCUCCUCCCUAAGCACCGUGGUAUAGGACUGGGGGGGGGUGCUGCUCCCGUCUGAACCCACAGACUGAGAGAGGAGGACAUUGCCAGACUGGUCCAUCAGAUGGGGGUCCAUUAGUUAGAGGAGAGGGUGGGAAGAGACUGGAAUGGGAUGGCAAUAGACAGUGUAGAGACGGUAUCAGGGUAGACUGAUGGACCAGUCCACUUCUUGAGGUGUGAGGAGAAUCGGACUGGUGUGUUUCUUAAACAGGUGAACUGAAACCAAGUGGGUGUCUGUCAGAACUUGGGAGAAAGGCACUGGAUCAGACCGCUUUCUUCUAGAUGAACACAGACGGGCGAGUAAGACAAUCAAAAGGAUAUGGAAGACUGAUUAUUCUGUACAGAGAAGACAGACAACACUACACCAGGCUGUGCUUAGUUUUGUAGUUUUCUUUGGACAACGCUUUUGAAUUAUUUGGUUUGUUUGAGCUUCAUGCUCAAGAUUGACCCCAAUAUAAAUACUCCCUCAGGCAUUACACCAGUUAAUAAUGAAGGGGGGGGGUGUUGGUUAGAUGGAUCCACUUCAGCUUAAGUCCUUUGCAUUUCUUAGUUUGCAUCCUACUGUUUAUGUCCUGGAGGCCGAGGCAGAGCUUGGAUUGUCAGUUGUUGACAAUUUGUAUUUUUAUUUCACCUUUAUUUAACCAGGUAGGCCAGUUGAGAACAAGUUCUCAUUUACAACUGCGACCUGGCCAAGAUAAAGCAAAGCAGUGCGAUAAAGACAACACAGAGACAAUGACUCACAUGACUUAGCUCUCUCUCCCAAGUCUCCUCUAUGAAAGAAAUACAUUAUUUUCCUGUCCCAAGCAUUGCCUCUGAACUUGGAUUUCUGCCCUCUCCAAUCAAUCUGAUAUGCUAAGACGUGUUCCAGAUUGAUAUCACAAUGGUAAAUAGAAAAAUGAGAGGUUCUGCUACAAGAGGUUUUGUAACCUUGCAGAAAUAUUUAGGUAUGGUUAUUGUUAGCUCCAGCUAACACACUGCUGUGUGUUAAUGUCUUUUUUAUGAGGUAACUACAACUUUUACAAGAAUCUUGCUACAAUAUUGCAUUUUGUUCAUGAGUUCUUGUUGAAGUAGAUGUUCAUUGGUUGAGUAUUGUGUCCUUUUCUUGGGUAAGAAGAUAGAUGAUGGGUCCCCCAUGUUAGUCAAUAGUUCACCACAUGAAAGAGAAUGUCAAUGGUGAGUGUGAAUUAAGGUUAGAUUUUCAUGUGUAGUUACUUACUGUUUUAUACCCCAUCAUGAAAUUUGUAAAAGUAAACUUCUUUAGAUAAAGCGUUCUCUUCAUGAAAUCA